Messenger RNA from Aspergillus japonicus CBS 114.51, 1694 nucleotides. It is a transcript of the gene rrg9, whose product is annotated as mitochondrial ribosome assembly protein RRG9. The transcript has a single exon. Gene Ontology annotation, cellular component: nucleus. The coding region runs from base 467 to 1375 and encodes 302 amino acids. The record is from RefSeq and is a predicted model, not a curated record. NCBI's taxonomy places the organism in Eukaryota, Fungi, Ascomycota, Eurotiomycetes, Eurotiales, Aspergillaceae.
UACUGGCUUGAAUUGUCCAGACUAGGUUUCGGUUCCUGCAGGCCGCGAGGCAGUCUUUGUUGUCCUUGGGACCACUGACAAGAGUAUGGACUUCGCGCGGAAUCAAGGGGGCUGCUGAUUCACGCAUCCCACAGGUUCUUUACUCUUCCCUGGUGAGUAAGUCAUUAUAACUUAGCGGUGAGCAAGUUUCAGAUAGAACAGGAGCAAUGAGAAUGUUGAGGGUCUCUUCGCUAUUCCGCCUGCCGACAUUGUAAAUAAUAGUGGAUUGGAUGGUGGAAGGUCAACAAUUGACUGAGUGGUUGUAUGUCGGCCAGUCACAUGACUACGGGGGCGAGCGGUAAAUUGUUCUAGGCUUCUAGCCCCGUUUCUAGAAAGUCUCCCGCGGGAUUUUAUCAGCGCGAUACUUCUUUUCUUCUGAUAGCGUUUGCCUCCGACAAUCUUCACUAGCCAGCGCAUCAUCAUCACCAUGUGGAACUCAGGGGCUGCUUCAGCACGAGUGCACCUGCCAUGUCUGCUGCACGAAGCUUUUCAACCAGAUCUUGCUCGCUCGACCUGUCGAGUUUAUCAGCGUCGAAGCUUGUUUCCGAUAACGCCUCUUGCCUAUCGCAAGCCUGGCGCUCAACGCAGUUUCAGCUCCAAUCAUCAAAUCCAGAUACACCAGUCUCAUUCAUUGUUGUCGUCCAUCAAUAUCCUCGAAGAUUCUCCGAUUGCGACGAACAAGAUAGAAACAACCACGCCAGCAAAGAACGAGCGUGGCGACAACUCGACAGACAACGUCGUACAAGCCCCAGAAUCUCCAUCUAAGACUCAGCGAGUUCCUUUCACACAACGAACAGAUGCCAGGGGUGUUGGUAAAGAGAGAGCUAAAGGCUCCUACAGCGAAACCGACUCGCGCGGCGAUCGAUCGAAAACGAUGCCCUCUGAGAAGACCAAGCCCUCGGAAGGGAAGCCAAAGACUUGGAGGGAUGCUAUCAAAAACACUGGCCCGCCGAAGAAGAAAGAACACUGGCAAACCCAAAAGGCUGCCUUGAAAGAGAAGUUUAAGGAAGGAUGGAAUCCUCCUAAGAAGCUUUCUCCCGACGCGAUAGAAGGAAUCCGACACUUGCAUCAGGUGGCACCAGAGCAGUUCACCACACCUGUUCUCGCUGAGCAGUUCAAGGUCUCACCAGAGGCGAUUAGACGUAUCCUGAAGAGCAAAUGGCGGGCAUCAGACAAAGAAAUGGAGGAUCGUCGGAAGCGAUGGGAAAGACGACACGAUCGUAUCUGGGCUCACAUGACUGAGCUCGGCCUGCGACCGCCUACCAAGAAUACGGAAAAUCUGCAAGAUUCACAGGUUCUCCUCUAUGAAGCUCAGAGUGAGGAAGACAAGGCAUAGACAAUGUUGCUAUGGCUUUAGCAUUACAAACACUGUAUAAUACCAUUGCAUGAUGUACAUUAACGAGCUGAGACGGUGGCGUUGUAUGGGUUGGCGUUAUCUCAUUUCAUUCUAUCUUUAGUUCAAAGACAAUAUCGUCUGUCCUAGCUCAGGAAAUCCACAUGACAGUAGACGGCUUGUGCGCCUUGUCGGGUUUUGUUUAUCUGGUUGUCAAUUGCAUUUAAUGAUUGUUACCAUGUUGAGGACUCGGAGGAAUUGGGUUGUAUGCACUCGAUACACUCACUCAUUAAGGGUCUCGGCUAGACUAAGCCCAUCCAUC